Molecule: messenger RNA, 2334 nt
Organism: Penicillium brasilianum
Lineage: Eukaryota; Fungi; Ascomycota; Eurotiomycetes; Eurotiales; Aspergillaceae
Source: the annotation of a GenBank genome assembly
AUGGUUGCAAAGCCAGAAGAUAAGGCUAUGCACCAGCUGCAGGGCCAGCAAUCCGAGCUACUUGAUAAGAUUGAUGAACUUCGGAGCAUUGGAGUUGGAGGCCUCGUGGAGCUUCCUCAACUCAUUGUCUGCGGUAGCCAGUCCAGCGGAAAGAGCUCCGUUCUUGAGGCCAUCUCCAGAGUACGCUUUCCAACCAAGGGUACCAUCUGUACGCGGUUUGCGACCGAAGUCAUUCUCCGUCGGAAGCCACAAGCGAAAGUAAAAGUUUCAAUCGAGCCAGGAGACUCGAGAACAGAUGAACGAGAGCGGGAGAGGCUCCGAAGUUUUACUUCGGAGGCCUUCUCGAGCGACAAUGAUCUCAAAAAUCUGAUCAAUCAAGCCAGGGAUUUCAUGGGAAUCAGCGACAACGUCGAUCAGCAUGCCGGAUUCAGCGACGACGUGCUAAAGAUUGAGAUCUCCGGGCCAGACAAGCCGGAACUUAGUCUUGUGGAUCUACCUGGUCUCUAUACCUCCGCCAGCAAGGAACAGAGCAAGGAGGGAAUUCCAAUCGUUCGACAGUUAACGGAAAGAUACAUGGCCAAAAGCCGCAGUAUUAUUCUUGCAGUCAUCAGCGCUAAGGUGGAUUACCACAUCCAAGAGGUCCUGGACAUCGCGAAGGACCAUGAUCCACACUACGAAAGAGUCCUUGCUAUCGUCACUCAUUCCGACAAACUUGACGAGGGAUCAGAUGAGGAAGAGCGAUACCUACAAUAUAUCAGAAAUGAAAGUAUCAAACUGAAGUUGGGAUGGCACGCUUUAGUCAACCGCAACCACAAGAUGCGCGACGUCCCCGAUGACGAACGUGAUGAAGAAGAGCGAAAACACUUUGCGAAGGGGCGAUGGGCCUCUCUUCCUCGAGCACACGUGGGAAUUGACCGUCUCCGACACCGCCUGAGCAAAAUUCUACUCAAACAUAUUGCUGGAAACCUGCCGACGUUGAUCAGGGAUAUCGACCAGAAAAUUGAUGACCGGAAACAGAGCCUAGCCAAGCUUGGCACAGCACGACCAACAACAAGGGAUCAACGAGGCUUUUUACUCAACAUUAGUUCCAAUUUUCAGCAAAUUACCGCUGAAGCGGUGAAUGGCUUCUACAACAAGGAAUUCUUCGGUGGCCUGAGCGAUGAGCUCUUGGAGUCUGGAGAUGCUCGACGCCUACGUGCCGUCAUCCGCGAACUAAAUGAGUAUUUCGCGGAUGCGAUGUCCGUGCAUGGAUUCCGCCGACAGCUCCCUGAAGAUGUCUGCGAGGUACCACAGCCACUAUCUGACUUUGAAAAUCCUAAAUUCCAAUCCUACUUGAACCAGUGGAUACCAGAAAAGGUCACUGAAAAGGAUAUCAUGAACCAAAUGAUAAGACAAGCUUUGAACAACCGUGGCAUUGAAUUCCCUGGAAACGCAAACCAGUUGCUCAUCGGGGAGCUCUUUCGAGAUCAGGCAAGACCGUGGAGAGAUAUCGCCCAGUAUCAUCUGAGUCAAGCCUGGGGAUCGGUCAACGAAUUUGUUCAGCUGGCUUUUGAAUAUCUUGCCGAUGAUAGUACCAAGAAGGCACUUUUGGCCGAUAUUAUCAAUCCAAGAUUGGACAUGUUAAGAAAUUCUUUGGAUGAUAAGCUAGACGAAUUACUUUCCUAUACAACAAGCGGUCAUCCUCUGCCCAUUGGAAGAAGUUUUCUUCAGAGAAUUCAGUCAUGUCGAACAAACCGUCAAUUGCAAAGCUUGAGAAACAACCUAAUCUUGAACAGCAAAAACCCCGAGAGAUCAACAAGUGAAGAAUGGCAAACCAAAUUUACUCUCCGUGACCUGAAAAAUGCUGCUACUCAAGCUCAGAGCUCCGACGGUCAGUUUGCAGUUGCCGACAUUGUGGUUCAGAUGCAGUCAUACUAUGAAACUGCUAUUGUGAUCUUCAUUGACAAUGUCGCAAUUCUGGCUAUCGAGAAUUGCUUACUUCGUCCGUUGGAACACAUCUUCUCCAACCAGGUCAUCAACAAGAUGGACGACGAAGAAAUUGAGAGGCUUGCCGGAGAAUCCCAAGAAGUUAAAGAAGAGCGAGAACGAUUGAGUCGAGAAUUGAAGAAGCUGGAAGCUGGCAUGCGAACCCUCAGUACUUUCAAUGUUGAUAGGCCGUCCUCGAACCGACCGUCCCCCCUUGAUGCUCAUUUGACUUCGCCGUCUCGAAGCCCAGCUCCCUCCCGCAAAAGGAGCAGCGCUCAUCACAGGGGCAACCCGCCUGCUAUCCAAAUCAACGGAAGUACGAACGGGAUAAAUCAUCGGGGAGGCCUUGAGAGUGGAGAGGUUUAUUGA